AUGGCCUCUGCCGCUACGGAGCAAGCGGCCCCGCUCUCUGCGCCCGCGGCCUCGGCCGCCCCCGAAGCAGCGCGCGGCGCCACCGCCAACGUAGUCCAGAUCCUGCGGGAGCGCGGUCUAGUCCAGGAGGUGACGUCGGAAGAUCUGGAGUCGCUGGCGGCGCAGACCAGCCUGAGCGUGUACUGCGGCUUUGACCCGACCGCCGACAGCCUGCAUCUGGGAAACCUGCUGGGUAUCAUAGUCCUGGCCUGGUUUCAAAGGUGCGGCCACACGCCGGUCGCGCUGGUGGGCGGCGCGACGGGGCGCGUGGGGGACCCCUCUGGACGCAGCAGCGAGCGGCCGGUGCUCAGCGAAGAGGCCAUCGAGCGCAACGUGGCGGGCAUCCGCGGCAUACUGACCUCCAUUCUGGAGCGCUCCACCGCCACAGCCGGCGCCACCGUGCCCCGCGUCAAGGUGCUCAACAACCUGGAGUGGUUUGGCCCCAUGUCGUUCCUGGGCUUCCUGCGGGAUGUGGGCAAGUACGCCCGCGUGGGCACCAUGAUGGCCAAGGACUCGGUGCGCACGCGCAUGGAGUCCGAGCAGGGGAUCUCAUUCACUGAAUUUACCUACCAGUUGCUGCAGGGCUAUGACUUUGUGCACCUAUGCAGGUGA
Monoraphidium neglectum is the source of this 651-nucleotide messenger RNA. RefSeq names its product tyrosyl-tRNA synthetase. The record is from RefSeq and is a predicted model, not a curated record. Gene Ontology annotation, biological process: tyrosyl-tRNA aminoacylation. Lineage: Eukaryota; Viridiplantae; Chlorophyta; Chlorophyceae; Sphaeropleales; Selenastraceae. Gene Ontology annotation, molecular function: tyrosine-tRNA ligase activity; ATP binding. The transcript is spliced from 6 exons. Gene Ontology annotation, cellular component: mitochondrion; cytosol; chloroplast stroma. The coding region runs from base 1 to 651 and encodes 216 amino acids.